AUGGCCACAAACAUCUCCAACGAUCUGGUCUGGCAAAUCACCCGCCGCCAGAACUCCUUCCUGGUUAACCGCAACUCCGGCGGUGGCUCCCAGUUCUCCCGGGACCCCCUGAACGUGCUGAACAAGCACUCUUUCAAGUAUGCUGGUUAUGCCAACAACAAGGCUAUUGGUGUCCAGGCCACUGAGAACGGUGUCGCUGUGAUCACUAAGAAGCCCAGCAACACCCAGCAGCCCGCUAAGAACCUGGUCACUGUGACUUACGGUCCCAGCACCUCCAACCGCAAGAUUUACAAGGGUGUCGCCGACAAGACUGCCAAGCACGGUUACCGUGCUGAUAUCCGCGAGGAGGCUGUCGCCCGUGUGAGCGCCGUGCGCCGCUCGCAGCUCCCCAAGAAGGAUGCCCCCGCCCAGAAGCUCCGUGGUGUCAAGGCUCGCAAGGCCGCUGAGGAGUCGGAGUAA
Penicillium paradoxum is the source of this 459-nucleotide messenger RNA. RefSeq lists its product as uncharacterized. Gene Ontology annotation, molecular function: structural constituent of ribosome. Bases 1 to 459 code for a protein of 152 amino acids. NCBI's taxonomy places the organism in Eukaryota, Fungi, Ascomycota, Eurotiomycetes, Eurotiales, Aspergillaceae. Gene Ontology annotation, cellular component: cytosolic large ribosomal subunit; ribosome. Gene Ontology annotation, biological process: translation. The record is from RefSeq and is a predicted model, not a curated record. The transcript has 5 exons.